Messenger RNA from Manis javanica (Malayan pangolin), 1588 nucleotides. Lineage: Eukaryota; Metazoa; Chordata; Mammalia; Pholidota; Manidae. The record is from RefSeq and is a predicted model, not a curated record.
AUCCUGAGCCAUCGGUUCCUGUUUAAGAUGGAGCCGCUCUGAAGCCCAUAGGCAGUUCUGUGAGCAGCUGACAUCAUCUCAACUGUUGAAUUUAAUCACUCUGGUGAUCUUCUUGCAACGGGAGACAAGGGCGGCAGAGUUGUUAUUUUUCAGCGGGAACAAGAGAAUAAAAGCCGCCCUCAUUCUAGGGGAGAAUAUAAUGUUUACAGUACCUUUCAAAGUCAUGAACCAGAGUUUGACUAUUUGAAAAGUCUAGAAAUUGAAGAAAAAAUUAAUAAAAUUAGGUGGUUACCACAACAGAAUGCUGCUCAUUUUCUACUCUCUACAAAUGAUAAAACGAUUAAGUUAUGGAAAAUAAGUGAACGGGAUAAAAGAGCAGAAGGCUAUAACCUGAAAGACGAAGAUGGACGGCUUCGGGACCCGUUCAGAAUUACAGCACUGCGGGUCCCAGUAUUGAAGCCCAUGGACCUUAUGGUAGAAGCAAGUCCACGACGAAUUUUUGCAAAUGCUCACACAUAUCAUAUAAAUUCCAUUUCAGUGAAUAGUGAUCAUGAAACAUACCUUUCUGCAGAUGACCUGAGAAUUAAUCUGUGGCAUUUAGAAAUCACAGAUAGAAGUUUUAACAUUGUGGACAUCAAGCCUGCCAACAUGGAAGAGCUGACGGAGGUGAUCACCGCAGCCGAGUUCCACCCGCACCAGUGUAACGUGUUCGUCCACAGCAGCAGUAAGGGGACCGUCCGGCUGUGCGACACGCGCUCCUCGGCCCUGUGCGACAGGCACUCGAAGUUUUUUGAAGAACCUGAAGACCCCAGCAGUAGAUCCUUCUUCUCAGAAAUAAUCUCCUCCAUCUCAGACGUGAAAUUCAGUCACAGUGGUCGGUACAUGAUGACCCGAGACUACCUGUCAGUGAAGGUAUGGGACCUCAACAUGGAGAGCCGCCCCGUGGAGACCCACCAGGUCCACGAAUACUUGCGAAGCAAGCUUUGUUCUCUGUACGAAAACGACUGCAUCUUUGACAAGUUCGAGUGCUGCUGGAACGGCUCAGAUAGUGCGAUUAUGACUGGGUCUUACAACAACUUCUUCAGGAUGUUUGACAGAAAUGCACGGAAGGAUGUCACCCUAGAAGCUUCCAGAGAGAACAGCAAGCCUCGAGCCGGCUUGAAGCCUCGGAAAGUAUGUACGGGCGGUAAGAGGAGGAAAGACGAGGUCAGUGUGGACAGUCUGGACUUCAAUAAGAAGAUUCUCCACACAGCCUGGCACCCCUCGGAGAAUGUCACUGCUGUGGCUGCCACCAAUAACUUGUACAUAUUCCAGGACAAGGUCAACUAGGGUGCUCGGGGGUACUGCGUCUGGUCUCGCAAAGUAAGCUCACUGCCUCCUGCCAGAGGGAAGGCGCUCCCCUCCAUGCCGCGGGGGACGCACUGUGCGCCCUCCAUGGGUGGGAGGCUGGCCACAUGCAGCCCGGAGGGGCUGCAUUCUCUGCCAGGUGAGCCACAUGUGUCGCCACUCACACGAGAAGCCCACUCAAACCAGAACUGAUGGACCGUGCUCAAUAAAGGCCGUUACUCAAAUAAAUGGGUUUACUUAA